This is a messenger RNA of Aspergillus novofumigatus IBT 16806, 1070 nucleotides long. RefSeq names its product proteasome core particle subunit alpha 4 (gene pre6). NCBI's taxonomy places the organism in Eukaryota, Fungi, Ascomycota, Eurotiomycetes, Eurotiales, Aspergillaceae. Gene Ontology annotation, biological process: ubiquitin-dependent protein catabolic process. Gene Ontology annotation, cellular component: nucleus; proteasome core complex; proteasome core complex, alpha-subunit complex. The record is from RefSeq and is a predicted model, not a curated record. Bases 135 to 959 code for a protein of 274 amino acids. The transcript has 5 exons.
GUCAGAGAUACAAUCCUCAGCAUUCAGCGAACAACAUUACGAGCUAUCCACUUACGUCCUCACCAACCCUAUCUAUCACAUUUCUUUCACUCCGUACCUAUCUCCUCUAGACGCAGCACUUCUCACAGCCCACAAUGUCCGGAUAUGACCGAGCUCUUUCAGUGUUCAGCCCCGACGGGCACGUCUUCCAGGUGGAAUAUGCCAUGGAAGCUGUGAAGCGAGGAACCUGCGCUGUCGGAGUAAAAGGCAAAGAUGUCGUCGUCCUGGGCUGCGAGAAGCGGUCUGCCCUUAAGCUUCAAGAUACCCGCAUCACACCGUCGAAGAUUGCCCAACUGGACAAUCACGCCGUUCUCGCUUUUGCUGGACUGAACGCCGACGCCCGUAUUCUCAUUGACAAGGCCAGAUUAGAAGCCCAGUCGCACAGACUGACCGUCGAGGACCCCGUUACCAUCGAAUACAUUACCAAAUACAUUGCUAGUGUGCAGCAGCGGUACACGCAGAGCGGCGGUGUCCGGCCUUUCGGUAUCAGUACUCUGGUUGUAGGAUUUGAUCCCAAUGAUAAUGUACCUCGACUAUACAUGACCGAGCCUUCGGGGAUCUACUCUGCUUGGAAAGCAAAUGCUAUUGGUCGUUCCAGCAAGACCGUGCGCGAGUUUCUUGAGCGGAAUCACCAAGACGAUAUGGACCGGGAACAGACGAUCCUCCUUACUAUCAAGUCGCUGCUGGAGGUGGUGCAGACCGGCGCCAAGAACAUCGAGGUGGCUAUCAUGGCCCCCGGCAAGACGAUCGAGAUGUUGCCUGACGAGCAGAUCGAGGCCUACGUCAAGAGCAUAGAGACAGAGAAGCAAGAGGAGGCCGCGAAGAAGAAGACUGGUCGGACCGGAACCACAACGGCGGCCAUCCUGACGCGGCCCGGUGGUGGAGAGACUGGGGAGUCGACCCGGGAGUCGGCUGACUGAGACUCUAUACGGGACAUGUGCAGCUACGAGACCUAACUACAACUUUUCUCCUUCGAAUUCAUGAGACUUGCGCAGCGUCAUGCUCCUGAAGAAAUGUGCACAAUAUUGUAG